AUGAGCUCUGGUUCCUUCAAGCAGGCCGCCGAGGCCGCACGAACCCGCACAUCGGAAGUCAUGAAGGGGGACUCUGCCGCCGUCGCCAAUGACUUCCUCCACACCCCGUUCAUGAGGGCGGCUCUGCCCUUCAUCAACGGCGGUAUCAGUGGCAUGGUUGCCACCACGGUCAUCCAGCCUGUCGACAUGAUCAAGGUUCGUAUCCAGCUCGCCGGCGAGGGUGUCGCUGGAGGACCCAAGCCCACGCCGCUGUCCGUCACAAGAGAAAUCAUUGCCAGCGGCAAGGCCCUUGACCUCUACACCGGCUUGUCUGCCGGUCUCCUGCGCCAAGCCGUCUACACAACGGCUCGUCUGGGCUUCUUUGACACCUUCAUGGGCAAGCUCGGCCAGCGCGCCAAAGAACAGGGCAGCACCAUUGGUUUCAAGGAACGUGCGACUGCCGGUCUCGCUGCCGGAGGCCUGGCUGCCAUGUUGGGAAAUCCCGCCGAUUUGGCUCUCAUCCGCAUGCAGAGUGAUGGACUGAAGCCCCCGGCCGAGCGCAAGAACUACAAGAGCGUCAUUGACGCGCUCACUGGCAUUGCCAAGUCGGAAGGUGUUGGCGCCCUCUGGGCCGGUGCCGCCCCCACGGUCGUCCGAGCCAUGGCCCUCAACUUUGGGCAGCUCGCCUUCUUCAGCGAGGCCAAGUCGCAACUCAAGCAGAACACGCAAUGGUCCUCUCAGGCUCAGACCCUCACUGCUAGCGCCAUCGCCGGCUUCUUUGCCAGUUUCUUCUCCCUGCCCUUUGAUUUCGUCAAGACCCGCCUGCAGAAGCAGUCCAAGGGCCCCGACGGCAAGCUUCCAUACAAGUCCAUGGCCGACUGCUUCGCAAAGGUGGCCAAGCAGGAAGGCGUGAUGCGCUUCUACCGCGGUUUCGGCACAUACUACGUCCGCAUUGCUCCCCAUGCUAUGGUAACGCUCAUCGUUGCCGACUAUCUUGGCUUCCUCACCAAAUAA
Molecule: messenger RNA, 993 nt
Organism: Colletotrichum graminicola M1.001
Lineage: Eukaryota; Fungi; Ascomycota; Sordariomycetes; Glomerellales; Glomerellaceae
Exons: 2
Coding region: 1-993 (330 amino acids)
Biological process (GO): transmembrane transport
Molecular function (GO): oxoglutarate:malate antiporter activity
Source: RefSeq, a predicted model, not a curated record